CACUUCUCUUCACCACCCACUUCCACCUCUCUCCCUCUAUCUCACUCAUCCAUGGCUGCCUUUCCAAACUACCUCUCUUUCCUCUUCCUUCUCUUCCUCACCUCCUCCCUCCAAACCCAAGCGAGAAAUAGCCACUUCUUCAAUAAGGUGACCCGCUUCAACACUGCCACUGAAACCGAACCCGUCGAGAAACAAUUACUUCCCUUUCCAAAACAAGAAGAACCCACAACAUUCACCCCACAGAACCUCAACGGCUAUGGUCUCUACGGCCGCGAUCCUGAAAAGAUGUCAUAUACAAGCACUAGUCAAGUCACUGAGGGACUCCCCAACGGGGUUGGAGAGUCCACCAGCCUUAGAAGCUACCAGGACAAGGAGACUACAUCUGGCUACCCCAACAACGAAUACGAUAACCAGAAGUACGGCAUGAGCGAUACAAGGUUCCUGGAGAACGGCCGCUACUUCUACGACAUCAAAGCUGACACCAAUUACCGUAACGGUUACGAUUCUGUGAUGGGAAAUCGCGGAGGGUAUCGGCCCACCCGAGUGGGCCCCACGAACCAAUACAAUUAUGGUGGUUAUUAUGGUAAUAAUGAGAAUGCUUAUGAGUACAACACUUCCAUGGAGGGGUACCAAAACCCCCGAGAUGAGACCGACGAGGAAUACAUACCGUAGAUUGCUUUGGUCCAUAUCCCAUGAUCAUGCAUGUUAUUUGGGCUAUAUCUAGUUUCCAACCAUAAAUUAUUGUAGUAUUUCCAAUAAAUAGUUGUUUUGUGA
This is a messenger RNA of Magnolia sinica, 774 nucleotides long. RefSeq names its product protein E6-like. The coding region runs from base 52 to 672 and encodes 206 amino acids. NCBI's taxonomy places the organism in Eukaryota, Viridiplantae, Streptophyta, Magnoliopsida, Magnoliales, Magnoliaceae. The transcript has a single exon. The record is from RefSeq and is a predicted model, not a curated record.